GAGGGCAAACCAAACAUCAAACAGUCUUUGUCGGCGGAGCAACGCGUUAAGAUGUGAUGUGCGGUGUCUCGCUUGAAUGUGCCUCGAAAUACAAGAAUAAAAGAAUCUGAACGAAUUCAGUCAAAACGAGAAAACAACGAACGGAGAGAAACAAAACAAACAGAUAAGAGACCGCGUGCCAAACGAAGUGUAAAAACGAAAACACAAAUGCGAAAACGAAUCUGUGCAAAUAGAGAAGAACAAAAGAAUCGUUGCAGCAAACGACUGAAUUGCAGCGGUCGUGUUUAGACCAAAAAUUGCUGCAACGCUGAAUCGAGUGUUGCAGCAUAAAUGCAUUGCUAAUGUGGAUCAGUUAGGCAUGGUCCGUCACGAAAGACGGUCGAAGGCCGCGACCGCAACAGCACCACCAAGAAUGAGUGCGGCGGACCGGACAAGAAAAACGCGGACUAUAAGACAAAGUGCAGUUUAUUGGAUUGUUCUGACCCUGUGCGUGAUAGAAGUGCAUGUGGCGCGUUUUGCUUUGGCUCUGGAUGCAGAGGCAUUUGGAAAUUAUGAUGUGGUGGGUGUCGGCGGCACAGCCCAUGAACCGAGAUUCGGCGAACGAUUAUUGCCGUUGCGUAAGAAGAACGUUAACGCAAACGUUAUUAGUCGGACGGGUGGUAAAGUUCUCGGGACCAGCCACACAGCGCCCAGUGUGGCCGAGUCCAAUGUAAAUAAUCUAUUGAAUAGAAGUAAUUAUGUAGUAAGUGUAGAAAGUGAUGCUAGAGUGAGACCCAAAGGUGAUGUGCUAAAAAACCGGGAAACCCACAGUCCCGAAGCAUUCACGCUGGCUGUGGAAACUUUGGAUGAUCACGCAUACGAGACGGUCACUGUUUCGCCAAGAACCCGCAAGGCGAAGCAAUUAAAUCGGCGCGAAGAUAUCAAUGUAGCGGAUGUGGCAAAUGUGAUUUUGAGUAACGUCUCGAAGGCCGAUCGACUGGUGGAAAUGUCUACUGAGUUCUUUUUAGUGCCAACAAGUUCGACGACCAGUCCCCCAAAUACAUCGGUACCUGGCAAGGGUGGAUCCAAAGGCCGUGGUCUGCCAAAUUUUAUACAGCCGACUUUAAAUCCCCCAGUGGGUCCUCCCCGAUCCGUGCUUAUAGUUGCACCGAAAUCCACGACAAACGCAAACAAUUCGGCGACUCCUCCAACGAUUGUCUCGACGCAUCCCACUUACACGGGUCUGCGCAAGGAGCCAUGGGUUGUGCCCGUUUUGGUUUUAGCCUCCUUGACCAUGCUCAUGAUGGCAGCAUUUGAGAUAUUCGUGCUUUUUAAAGCCUGGCGAACUUCGCCAUCCAGGCGUCAUCUGUUCUUAGGUCAAAUGCUGCUGCUGGGACUGUUUGCUUGCGCGGGCCUGGGGGCAAUAAUUACCGCCCAGCCAUCGCUGCUUACCUGUGGCACAAUACGCUUUGGCGUGGGAGUAGCAUAUGCUCUAGUCUUCGCUGCUCUUCUGGUGAAAUGUGUUUUUCUUAUAAGCCUCAAUGGUGGUGUGUAUUUGCCAGCUCCAUACCAAGGUCUACUGCUGCUUUUUGCCGUUCUAAUACAGGUGGCCAUCGGAAGCCAGUGGCUGAUAACCUCACCGCCUGAAUUGUUUACUCUCUCUGUGCCCUUUGGCGGCAACAACCUGUUGGCAACCCCAAUGUCCUCCCAAGGCGGUGAAAGGUCGACAGCAGCAACAUUCUCCUCAAUAUUUCAUGGAUCAACGACUGGCGAUGUGUAUGCGCGCAUAACUGCAACGGGAACGGUGCUUAUUCCACUGUGCAAAACUCAAUUUUCCGAGUUUUUAUUCUCGCUCAUCUACAUAGUGUUCCUGAUUGUGUUUGUGGCAGUUUUGGCAAUUAAAUCGCGAGGAAUUCGUGACAAUUAUCGCGAGGCCACUUACAUUGGACUGACCAUAGGAGGCGCCAUACCCAUAUGGUUGGGUUGGAUGCUAUGCGGCCUGGCAGUGGCCGAGAGACAUAAGGAUGCAUGCAUAGCUUUUGGACUCAUCGCCACCUCGGCCACAGUGUUUUUGGUCAUGUUUAUGCCCAAAGGCAGACAACUGGCCGCCAUGGGAAAGGAGGGGCUCUAUGUGGAGGAUAGAGAAGAACAAUUCAGUUCUCUAAGUCGCGGAGGAUCCGGAUACUCGCCGUCGUUCUUUCAUUUUAAGCCGAUUAAAUAUGGAGUUAUGAGCGGCGGAGGCGGUGGCUUUCAAAAUUGUGCCUCUAAUUCCGGUAACGGUGCAAACAUGAAACAUUCUUCAAAUGGCCUUAAUGCAGGAGAUCGAGUUGCAUUGGUGACUGCUGCUCCACCCAGCUAUACCCGUAUGUAUCACUAUUUUCCAGCACAUUUGACAACGCACCCGUUCUGCUUCUACCCACAACCCCCACCACCGCCACCACUCGCACCGCCUGGUAUAACGCAAUUGCCGGCUCCGCCAACACUGAAACACUUGGGCAACUCUUUGAGCUCCAUGACACAGGCACAUAUAGCACAAACCCUUAGAUAUCCAGGUUUAUUCAUACGACCCGAUGACACCAACUUGUAUACAACUUUGGAGCCAACGUUAAGCAGCAACCCCAAUGUAUAUUUUCAGCGCGGCGGUGCUGUCCACCCGGGCAUGAUGUACUAAUUUAGCAACGAUCGCCACAC
This is a messenger RNA of Stomoxys calcitrans (stable fly), 2670 nucleotides long. RefSeq lists its product as uncharacterized. The transcript is spliced from 3 exons. Gene Ontology annotation, cellular component: membrane. Gene Ontology annotation, biological process: G protein-coupled glutamate receptor signaling pathway; regulation of synaptic transmission, glutamatergic. Gene Ontology annotation, molecular function: group II metabotropic glutamate receptor activity. Bases 359 to 2650 code for a protein of 763 amino acids. The record is from RefSeq and is a predicted model, not a curated record. Lineage: Eukaryota; Metazoa; Arthropoda; Insecta; Diptera; Muscidae.